Molecule: messenger RNA, 603 nt
Organism: Athalia rosae (coleseed sawfly)
Lineage: Eukaryota; Metazoa; Arthropoda; Insecta; Hymenoptera; Athaliidae
Exons: 3
Coding region: 95-583 (162 amino acids)
Source: RefSeq, a predicted model, not a curated record
UGUACCUUAAACGCGUUAUAAGUUACGUGCAAAUCCUGCAGCCCUCUGUAAAUGGGAGUGGUCACUUGCCACAUUUAUACCAACGCUGUUUCCUAUGUGGUUCAACCGCUCCGCGAAGUUGCUGGAAAUUUACCAUAAUCAAGAAAACGAAUUAGUUUUACCUCGGGGAGCUGGUAUAAAAGAACUGUCCCGACUCAUAAGUGAUAUCAGUCGGGCAAACCGCGCGAUAACCUGUAAUAUGAAGUUGUUGCUCUUAUCUUUGGGCUUGGUGACCCUGGCGGUCCAAAUUUUUAGCCAAGAAUCCGUCGCGCCAACCGAAAUUGGCGAGAGCAACGAGGUACCCGCGGGAGCUAUCGUCGCUCAGGAACGAUCGAUUCAGGAACCGGAACAAACGGAGGACAAAAAGAUUAACAAACGCAGCUACGGAUUCGGGCCAUGGGGGUGGCCUGAAUACGGAUGGCCAUGGCCCGGCUGGGGAUACGGCGGUUACGGGGGUCACGGAUGGUACGGGGGAUGGUAUGGCGGUCACGGUUGGCCGUCGUGGUACAGUGGCCACGGAGGCGGCUGGCACAACAAAUGGUAAUCCAUUUGUUCUCGUCGUCG